Molecule: messenger RNA, 5463 nt
Organism: Podarcis muralis (Common wall lizard)
Lineage: Eukaryota; Metazoa; Chordata; Lepidosauria; Squamata; Lacertidae
Source: RefSeq, a predicted model, not a curated record
CGCGCAAAGAACACGCGCGCGCGCCUGCCUGAGAGAGUGUGUGGAACCCUCGGCUUCUCUUUCUCUCCGUGCAGGAGCAAAGGGCGGCUCCUGCGGGACCAAGGGAGUAGAAGAACAAAGAAUGAAGGGCAAACUCUUCAAAAGCUUCUGAGAGUUCGUCAUUCUCCAGCGAUACGUCUGCUCUGCAGGUUGCACAAUGAUUUGGAAAUGACAGUGCCACAUACUCCUUUUGCUUCUGGCUAUGCCGUGCUAGCGCUGGAAUAAGUGGGCUUCAAGCCAACAGACGAAACUCAAAUCCUGACUGUUGGCCAAAUACAAACCAUGUUGAAAUGAGAUGAGGCUCCGAAAUGGGACUGUGGCCACUGCAUUAAUUUUCAUCACAUCUUUCCUCAGUUUGUCUUGGUACACAGCAUGGCAGAAUGGGAAAGAAAAGCUGAUUGCUUAUCAAAGGGAAUUUCAUGCUUUGAAAGAACGUCUUCGCGUAGCUGAGCACCGAACCCUGCAGCGGUCUUCUGAAUUAAAUGCCAUCUUGGAGCAGUUCAGACGGGCAGUCGCAGAAACAAAUGGAAGUAAGGAUGCACUGAGCAGUGUUUCAGACGAAACGUUAAAACUGCUAAAGGAGUUAACAAGCAGGAAAGCUCUUCAAGUGCCAAAUAUAUAUUACCACUUGCCUCAUUUAUUGAAAAAUGAAGGCAGCCUUCGACCUUCAGUGCAGGUGGGCCUUGGAAGAACCGGAGUUUCUAUAGUAAUGGGAAUUCCGACAGUAAAGAGAAAAGUAAAAUCUUACCUUACAGAAACUCUUCACUCACUGAUUGACAAGCUGUCUCCAGAAGAGAAACUAGACUGUGUUAUGGUUGUCUUCAUAGGAGAGACAGAUCUUGAUUAUGUAAAUGGCGUUGUAGCAAGCCUAGAAAAGGAGUUUUCUAAAGAAAUCAGUUCUGGCUUGGUGGAAGUAAUAGCUCCACCUGCAUCCUACUAUCCUGACUUGACAAACCUAAAGGACGAUUUGGAGGACUUCAAAAGAAAGAUCAGAUGGCGGACAAAGCAGAAUCUGGAUUAUUGUUUCCUUAUGAUGUAUGCACAGAAAAAGGGUGUUUACUACAUUCAGCUUGAGGAUGACAUUGUUGUCAAGCAGAAUUACUUCAGCACAAUAAAAAAUUUUGCGCUUCAGUUGUCAUCCGAAGAUUGGAUGAUUCUUGAAUUUUCUCAGCUGGGAUUCAUUGGUAAAAUGUUUCAGUCUCCAGAUAUUACACUCAUUGUAGAGUUCAUAUUUAUGUUUUAUAAAGAGAAACCUAUUGACUGGCUCUUGGAUCACAUUCUUUGGGUGAAAGUUUGCAACCCCGAGAAAGAUGCAAAACAUUGCGAUAGACAAAAAUCAAAUCUCAGAAUACGCUUCAGGCCUUCACUUUUCCAGCAUGUGGGUCUGCACUCCUCCCUAGCAGGAAAGAUACAGAAACUUACAGAUAAAGACUUCCUGAAACCAUUAUUGCAUAAAAUUCAUGUCAAUCCACCUGCAGAGGUUUCUACAACUUUGAAGGUUUAUCAGGGUCAUGCUCUUGAAAAAGCCUACAUGGGUGAAGAUUUCUUUUGGGCUGUUACACCAGUUGCUGGAGAUUAUAUCCUCUUUAAAUUUGACAAGCCUGUCAAUGUGGAAAGAUUCCUGUUCCAUAGCGGCAACCCAGAACACCCAGGAGAUAUAUUCGUCAACACAACAGUGGAAGUGUUGCCUUUUAAGAGUGAAGAGUUGGUAUUAAGCAAAGAAACCAAAGAGAAACGAUUGGAUGAUGGGUAUUUCAGAAUAGGCAAAUUUGAAAAUGGAAUGGCAGAGGGAACAGUUGAUCCCAGUCUAAAUCCAAUUGCAGCUGUCCGGCUUCUAGUAAUACAGAACUCAUCUGUCUGGGCAAUUCUAAAUGAGAUUCAUAUUAAAAAGCUUCCAAACUGAUCAAUCAAGAGGAACAAAAGAGAUCUCCAUCUUUUGAAGACUUUUCUACAAAAUCCACCCCCCAAUUGCAGAGUGAAGUCACUGAGCAUGCACCUUAUUUCCAACUCUGACUUCUCAGUGAAACUACCUCUUGUGAAAUCUACUGUAGUUGAGAAGAUAAGACUCAGCAAGAAAGAUUUAUUACAAUCUAGAAACUGACCGGUAUUAUUUAUCUGGAUCCAUGAGUUCCUUCAUGACUCUGCUGCCUAAGGAUCACAGUAUCCUUGAUCCAAGUGAUAGGGAUACGCUACAUGGAAGUUGUACAUAUUUUUACAUUCCUCGGAGAUGAAAAAAAUAUAAAUACAUUUUAUGAAGGGGGUACUUUUUGGAGGUCCAUUUAUUUUGCUAAUUCAAGCCCUCUUUUAUAGAUUAUCAGGGAUAUAUAUUCAAAAGCAUUAGGGGGAUUUAAUUUAUUAAAAUGAUUUGAAAAGUACAUAUUUUUAUGCAGGUAAUAUAACUCGAUGCAGUUGGUUUUUUUUUUAAACGGAUGAUCUUACUUCUUGGGUUAACACUACAUUUUGCUUUGGUGAUGAAGUGACCAUAUUUUGUAAUAUACUGCCAUGGUUAGGAGUGUUAAAUGGGAGUUUAAAGAUGAAGCACUUUUGUACCAUACUAAGAACGCAACUUUAAAAAGUUAUCCUGCACAGAAGUAAAUGUGAUUUUGCAUAGGACAACUUCCCCUAUGGCUUAUGCCCAAAAUCUAGGAGAUGUUGUUCAAAGGCAUACUGUAACAUGCAAGGACUUUGAAUAGCAUUACUUUCUAAUGCUCACAGUCCACAAUAUGUAAUCGUAGAAAGCAUGUUGAGGAGUUUUGUACUUCAGUAUGGUGUGUGAAUCUGAAGUUUGAUUCAUCCUCUCCCAUUAAAGGGAAAUUUUGAUAAUGGAUUAUUCCUUUUUAAACCUUUGUACAAUCUUCCGAAACACAGCCAAUUUAUUCAUUUGGAUAGAAAAGCGCUCUGAUGUUUCCGCAUUUACCUUUUUGUUUUUGCUUCACAUCCCGUUUUGUAUGAUCUCUGCGCAUUCUUAUGGAAUGACUUAAACUUACCAUUUUAUUAGGGAUAACAGUGGAAAUAGGUAGAUACACAGUAACCUCAGCUGAGCUUUUUUAAAAAUGUGAUUUGUCUGUCUUUACUUUCAAGUGUGAAAAGUGAUUUUUUCCCCCUUUAAGAGGGCCCAGCUCCUGCUAAAAGCAUUGCACUCCAGCUGACUGAAGCAAGGGACUUCGUGUGAUUCUAGAUGCUUGUUGUCUUUUGUACUUCAAGGAAAAGAAGAAGAGAUCCUUGCUUGGUCAGUAGCCUUGAAGAGAGGCAAUUCUAGCACUUUGUGCUCUGCAGCACAGUAAAUACGCAAUAGUAUGUAAUAAUAGUUUUUAAAGAACUCCCUUAACCCUAGCCAAGAUAUGAGAAGCUAAGUUGUUGUUGUUUUUUUACCUCAACUGCACGCCUGUCACUCAUGCAGGUAAACAGAAGUUUACUUAAGUGGUGGUAGUUUGUUUCAUGAGCUGAAUCUUAAGAUAAUUCUGCAUCUUGGAUGCCAGCUUUGCCAAAAAAGAACUGUCUGCCUUCUCUCAAGGGUGAAAAUGAUUUGUAAAAUUUAUGCGAAUAGGUGUCUGCGAAAAGGUGUCUGCCCACCUUCCCCCUCAUGAGAUUUUUUUCUAAAAAGUGUCAUAAUAAUAUACAUUUUAAAAUCAACUUACAAAUUGUUCAAGAUGUUUCCACAAUAGAAGUCCCCCUCCAAAAAUAUUUUUUUCUUGGUUGAAUCUGUCCUAUAUUUAUAGACUAGGUUUGAUGAGACUCUUUCCUUCUCCAUUUGGCUGGGAAGAUAAGUAUGCGCUUAAGAUUUUAUCUUGUUUUACUACUUUGUGUGUUGCCCAAAGAAUGACUGUUAUUGGGCAUCUAAUAAAAAUAGUUAAAAAAUAAAAAAGAGAGCUUGUGUAGCAUAGUGGCCGAGAGCCUAUCUUCAAACAUUACCUUCCAUGAGAUCACUGGCUGGCCUUAGGUAAGCCACAAUUUCUGUCUUAGCUCCACAUCUGAAAUACAGGCAUAAUGAGACUGCAGGGUGGUUCUAAAGAUUUAUGAGGCAGUUCAAGGCACUUAAAAAAAAGUGCUACAUAAAUGCUAAGUAUUUACAAUUGUCAUUGGGAAAGGUCGAAUGCUGUCUGUGGUGCCAAACUUGCAUUGAAACCAGUGUUCGCACAACAAUUACAGGAGCAAGUAUUUAUGCAUUUUGAACCAGUGCUUGAUGAUUUGGUAACCCCACUGGCCUACUCGAAGGUAGGGGGCGUGUAGGAGAAAUUCCAAGUCCGUGGGACAAAUUUCAAAGCCAACUUUGUAUGUGUUUUGCAUGGGGGAUAAUAUGCAGACCUGUAUCUCCAAUUUGAUUUGCUCUGAACAAGCUUUGUAACAGCCCUGGUCUUCCACUUAGCAUAGCAAAGCAUGGGGGCUACAGCUCCUCGUUAAAGGUUGGCAGUAUUGCUCCCAAGCUUGUACGCCUACAAGGUUUGUAAAAAUGUGUCAAGAGUUGGGUAUGAAUUAAGCGGUUGUUUGAUCUUUUGCUACAGAGUCCAUCAAUCAACACCCCCCUUCUAAGUUUAUUCCGUUUGUGGCAACUACCCUUCUAAUGCCCCUGAUUUUUGUCAGCCAAAUGAUCAUAUUAUUGCCUAGAAACCAAAGUGUUGUUUUCCUCCUUUUACCUAGCAGUCCAACUGGGCUUACCCGCCCGCUCCCCAGCAAAUGCAACCUAAUCUUCCACAGUAUAUUGAACAUGUUGAUUCUGGGGUGGGUGGGAGAGAGAACACAAAUCAGCCAAAAGCAGGGGGCGUAAUACAGAGAUCGUGUGGCAAAACCACCACCAAAAGUCUCCCCUUACUCAUUGGAAAUAAGAAAAAAAAAACCCUGUCCUGCAAAUGUAAGUUAACUUAAUCCAAAACUUCUUUAUAUCUCUGGCCAUUCUACAAAGAUGACAAGCCUUUCAAAUUAAGUCACAUUCCCUGAAGAUCAGAUUUGUGCGUCACUUGUAUUAUGGUGUAGCUAUUUGCUAAGGUUUUAAUAUACUAUUGUGAAUGUUUAUAAGCCUUAAAAAUAGCUGAUUAGGAUGACAGCCAGCAGGUUUGAUUUCUUGCUUUUAUUAGACUUUGCUAGGAAUGAUUACAAUUUUGGUAAGUGAAUGAUGUCAGUAGUAAUUAGUUUACCAAAGGAGAAAUGAUGCCCCAACUCCUUAUUCCCAGUCCGCUGUGUGGUUGCCAAUUUCUGUUUCUGUGCUCGUGGAACCUGCAACUUUGGCCCUACAGCCAGCCAUGUUUCCAUUAACCAUUGACAGUACUUGCAGUACAAUUUAUUUUUUUGAGCUAGGUUUUGGUUUUGUUAAUCUUGCUGCUAUAUUUGAAAACCUAACUGGGUCAUGUUAACCGUGCCUUUCAUCAAUGUUCUAUGUGCCACAGCUGCCCAUGUAAUAUUUGAAAUAAAUAUUUUGAAAAAGCGUUA